Molecule: messenger RNA, 3984 nt
Organism: Xenia sp. Carnegie-2017
Lineage: Eukaryota; Metazoa; Cnidaria; Anthozoa; Malacalcyonacea; Xeniidae
Exons: 3
Coding region: 1-3984 (1327 amino acids)
Molecular function (GO): zinc ion binding; nucleic acid binding
Source: RefSeq, a predicted model, not a curated record
AUGGAUAAACUAGUAAAAGCGAUCGAGACGAAAAUCCAAUUCCUGAAGUUCACAAACGAGAAAACAGUAGAUAUCUUGGAGAAAAAUGACUUAGCAGGAAUGGAGAGACAGAGGAAGACUUUAGAAAGGAAAACCGAAGAAGUACACGCUUUAAAAGAGCAGAUUCAGGAAUUAAACUUUGAGAGCGGCGAAAACGUAGACAAUGUACGAGACUGGACGGAGAAAAUUGAAGGGAAACUGGCAGAAUUCGAGAACGCUAUACGGGAGUUGAAACACGAACAAGAUCGGGUUAAGGGCGAAGAAGAUUUGAAACUAGAACAAACUAAAUUUGAGCGUCGCAUGGAGCACGAGAAGGCCUUGUCUGAAAAUCGAGAAAAGUCCACAAGCGGAAAAAAUGGCGCCACCAAAUUGACGACAAAAUUACCGAAACUGGAGCUUGUCGAACCAAAAGUGCGGUCAUGUAUUGAUGGAUUACCAUUCACAUCAGAGGGAUAUGAACGAGCUAAGAACAUUUUGACGACUAAAUACGGCAAAACCAGCGAAAUCAUCAACGCUUAUGUUCAAAACAUCAUCAACCUGCCCAACAUUCAAGGAACUAAGCCUGGUAAAAUCCAUGCAUUUUAUGAAACACUACUAACAAGCGUACAAUCUCUCGAGACACUUGGGAAACUCAAGGAAGUAUCAGGCUAUGUCAGAAUGACAAUUGACAAACUAGAAGGAAUUCGAAGCGAUCUUGUGAGAACCGAUGACGACUGGCAAGAAUGGAGGUUUCCGGAGUUCAUCGAAGCGCUAAGAAAGUGGACGGUGAGAAAUCCAGUCAAACAAGAUGAUGGCUCUCAGGACAGGCAUAGCAAAUCAAGGAGCUUUCAAGUUCGUCAACAAGAGUCGAGAAUAAAGGGGUGUGUAUAUUGCAAUGAUACUAGUCAUCGAUCUGCUGAGUGUAAAAGGGUGGUCAGUGUUAGUGAUCGUAGAAGAAUUCUUGGAGAAAAGAAACUGUGCUUUAACUGUACGGGUCCCCGACACAAAGCGUCUGAAUGUCGUAGCCAACAAACAUGCCAACAUUGCAAAAGAAGGCAUCACUCAUCCAUCUGCGAUAAAAGACCAAAUGAGCAAGAAGGUGUUAAACCACAAACCGAACAAAUGCUGGUAGCAAAGGGGGAGAACAAGGUGAUAUAUCCAAUCGUUCUGGUCAAAGUUGACGGAAUUAUUUGCAGAGCACUUCUAGACACAGGGGCUGGGAGCUCGUACGCUUCAGGAGCGCUGGUGGAGAGAUUGAAUAAGCGACCGGUGCGGAAGGUGUUCAAAAGGAUAGAAAUGAUGAUGCAGUCUACAAGCCGUAUAAUUGAGGUACACGAAGUAACAAUCAGUGACUUAGACGAGAAACACAAGCUCAAAACUGAAGUAACAAAGGUCGACCGGAAUAACUUACUCCUCGUUGACAAUCCUAAAUAUGAAGAAGUUUUAAGUAAGUUUGAUCAUCUCAAGAAGAUCAAAACUGCUACGGAGCCCUGCAUUGGUGAACCUGGUGAACCAGUAGCUGAACUCACUAAAUUUGGUUGGACAUUGUUAUCACCAGGAACUGAGGAGGAUCUCACGAAAUCAUUGUUUGCAAGGUCUUCUAUGGAAGAUUACAGGAAAUUAUGCGACCUAGACGUGCUUGGUUUGGAAGAUCAGUCAAAUGGAGAUGAAACAAUCUACCAGGAUUUUAAAGAUCAGUUAAUCCAAAGUCCAGAAGGAUGGUAUGAGACAGGGCUUUUGUACAAGCCAACCACCAGCAGUCUACCUAGUAAUAAGGCAGGGAGCCUUGCGAGGCUUGGCAAAUUAGUCAAAAGGCUUGAGAAAAAGCCAAGACUCUUUGAACAGUACCAGCAGAUAAUGAAAGAACAAGAAGAACAAGGAAUCAUUGAGAAGGUGACACAUGAAGCAAAGGGACGUGAAUUCUACCUCCCACACAAACCGGUAGUCAGAGAAUCAGCAGAAAGUACUAAAGUUCGCGUGGUUUAUGAUGCCUCAGCCAAGGAAAGUGAAGACUCACCAUCAUUGAACGACUGUUUGGAAACAGGGCCGAUAUUACAGAAUCUCUUGUGGAAUGUUCUUGUGAGCAAUCGGUUCAAGCCUGUAGCACUUUCAGCGGAUUUAAAGCAAGCGUUCUUACAGAUCAGGAUAAAGCAAAAAGACCGAGAUGUCUUACGGUUUCAUUGGGUGAGCAAAGAAGACCCCAAGCAAGUCGAAGUUUACCGAUUUACGCGAGCUCUGUUUGGAUUAAAUCAAUCACCGUUUCUUUUAGCUGGGACACUCAAUCAACAUCUCAACAGUCAAGAACAGGAGUUUCCAAAAGAAGUAGCUGAGAUAAGAGAUAGCUUGUACGUUGAUGACCUGCUCACGGGAGGGUGCAUUGUGGAGGAAGUACAACAGUUGAAAGAAACCGCAAUCAAAAUCUUUGAUAGAGCUAAAUUCACUCUGCACAAAUGGCACUCAAAUCUUAAAGAACUGGAAGCGAGCGAGCCAGUGGUCAGUGACGCAGCGGUCGAUCAAAGUUACGCUGACCAACGACUGGGCGUUAGAGAAAAUGAGACAAAACUAUUGGGCAUGCCUUGGAACAAAAGCAAAGAUACAAUCGGUGUCCAUUUCCCCGAAAAAUUCAACGAAGAAAACGUAACAAAACGGAUAGUACUUAGCGAGAUUGCUUCAAUCUUUGAUCCUCUCGGUUUAGUUUCGCCAAUUAGUGUACUUGGAAAGAUGAUCUAUAGGGACAUCUGUGAAGCUAAUUUACCCUGGGACGAACAACUUUCUGAUAACCUGGUGCACCGUUGGCGCAACUGGUGUACUAGAGUACCAAGUAUAAUUGAAGUGCCCAGGAGUUUAGUCACACACAGAGAAAGGAUAGAAGCCAUAGAUUUGCACGCAUUUGGAGAUGCUAGUGGCCAAGGUACGUCGGCAGCCGUGUAUGCAGUUAUCCAACAAGGUAAGGGUAUCGGUCAAGGACUCGUAACAGCUAAAUCAAGAUUGGCAAAGAAAGGGUUGACCAUUCCAAGACUUGAGUUAGUCUCUGCUCAAAUGGCGGCAAGGCUGAUGGACAACGUGCGAUCCGUCCUUGAAGGGUUGCCUGUAAGGCAUUGUGUUGGAUGGCUUGACAGCAUGGUUGCCUUAUACUGGAUAAAUGGAAGUGGAAAUUACAAGCAAUUCGUAGCAAAUCGGGUAAAGGUAAUUAGAGAAAAGAAUUACAUUUCAUGGAGGCACGUAGGAACAAAAGAUAACCCCGCCGAUAUUGGAAGCCGAGGCUGCAACGGAGAUCAGUUGUCUGAAAAAUGGCUUGAAGGACCAAAAUGGCUUUCCAACCCUGAAAAAUGGCCUAGGGAAGUAAUCAUAGAAGCUACAGUUGAGACGGAAGCGGAAGUAAAGAAAUGCAAAGAAGUCUUCAUGCCUGCAGUUCAACUAGAGGAGGACAGGUUUUCAGCAAUCUUGGCGAAAUACCCCUAUUGGAAAACCAUGAGAAUAACAGCAUGGGUGUUCAGGUUCGUGUAUAACCUCAAGAAAAAACAGCAACGUCGACGGGGUCCACUCACGACUAACGAGCUACAAGCACAAGUUCUCUGGUGGCUGAAAAGAGAACAGCUGCGCUUUGAAAACUCGGAUCAGAUGAGAGAAGACACUCAACGCUUAAACCUUAAGAAAAAUGAGGAAGGAGUGCUGGAAUGUCGCGGAAGGAUGCAAGGAGAAUGCCCGAUCUACAUUCCACCAGAGUCCGAAUUAGCAAAGAAGUUGGUCAUGCACGAACAUUUACGCACUCUCCAUGGGGGAGUCAGUCUGACAAUGACUGCGGUGAGGAAAAUUACUGGAUACCACGUCUUCGACAACUCACAAAAAAGGUCAGAAGCAGAUGCAACGGUUGCAAGAGGUUCCAAGCGAGUGCAUUCGCCAAACCACCCACUGGCAACCUCCCAAAGGACCGCACAGAAGGAUCACGGCCAUUCCAAGUCAUAG